CUGGGGCGAAAAAAAAAAAUUGGCUAUGUCAUUAUACUCGUACAAUAUUCGUUAAACCUUUCAUAUGAGACGACUGGUCAAGGAAUAACAGUAAAGGCUUAUAAGCUGUCCGAAGUGGAGGAGCAGAUUUUCGAUCCGAGCGUGCAAGUGGUUUCGAUCGAUGAAGGGCAGUUCUUCAGCGAUUGUGCCGAAACAUGUGACAAAUUAGCCUGUAUGGGGAAAGUGGUAUACGUAGCAGCUCUGAGCGGUACCUUUGAAAGAAAGCCAUUUCCUCAAGUGUCUUUACUUCUGCCAUACGCCGAUGAAAUCAAGCAGGUCGUCGCCGUAUGUGUAGGAUGUGGUUCGGAUGCCAGUUACUCGUUCCGGAAUACCCUAGACAAAAAGGUGGAAGUAAUCGGUGGGGAGGAUACGUAUCGAGCAUUAUGUCGCUCAUGCUAUAUUGAGGAGUCCUGCCGACGUGAAGAAGAGGCUACAGAAGUGACUGUAAGUGAGAACCAGCCUGCUGCCACUGAAACACUUAAGGAAAAUGCAAUUCUAGGUCUUGUUGCAUCAGAGAAACGAUCAAAGUCCACAUUGACUUACUCAACAUCGGUAGGCAAAAGCAGUACGGCCAUUGCAAAACGCUAG
Haemonchus placei is the source of this 627-nucleotide messenger RNA. NCBI's taxonomy places the organism in Eukaryota, Metazoa, Nematoda, Chromadorea, Rhabditida, Trichostrongylidae. The record is from the annotation of a GenBank genome assembly.